GUGGGUCUGCAGGCAAGGGGAGAAGAUGGCGGCGCUGGGGGAACCUGUGCGGCUGGAGAGGGAUAUAUGUAGAGCAAUUGAAUUGUUGGAAAAACUACAAAGGAGUGGAGAGGUACCACCACAGAAACUUCAGGCUUUACAAAGAGUCCUUCAAAGUGAAUUCUGCAAUGCUGUAAGAGAGGUAUAUGAACAUGUCUAUGAGACUGUGGACAUCAGCAGCAGUCCUGAAGUGAGAGCUAAUGCAACUGCAAAGGCUACUGUUGCUGCAUUUGCUGCCAGCGAAGGACAUUCUCAUCCUCGAGUUGUUGAGCUGCCAAAAACAGAAGAGGGCCUUGGAUUCAAUAUUAUGGGAGGCAAAGAACAAAACUCUCCGAUCUAUAUAUCUCGAAUAAUUCCAGGAGGGAUUGCUGAUAGACAUGGGGGCCUCAAGCGAGGAGAUCAACUUCUUUCUGUUAAUGGAGUGAGUGUUGAAGGAGAACAUCAUGAAAAAGCCGUAGAACUGCUAAAAGCUGCUCAAGGAAAGGUUAAAUUAGUAGUACGAUACACACCCAAGGUUUUAGAAGAAAUGGAGUCACGUUUUGAAAAAAUGAGAUCAGCCAAACGCAGACAACAGACCUAAUGCAGUUCAGAACUUUGUAUUCCAUUUUGCUUCCAGCUAGAGAAGUUUUACUUGUGACCUACUGAUGGCCGCAAUGCCAAUGAUUGUAAAAAAACAAAAACAAAAAAUACCAGAAACUUCCCAUGAAAUCUCCUUGUCAUUUUAUAAAUGCCCGUUUUAAAAUCAUUUGUGGUUCCAGAGAUGCAUAUACUUUUUUUCUGAUAAGAAAAAGUAAAAGGUGAUGAGGGCAAUUCUGUCCUCUUUUUACAGGCCUUUUUUCAAAUGCAGAUUUUGUCAUAAAGUUGUUAUAGAUUUUUAAAAACACUUUUUAAAUAUUAAGAUGUAUCUUACAUUCUUAUUCUUUUUUUGAGGAAAAAAGUUUUCUUUAUUUGGCUGCUUAUUUAAAAACAACAGUUCUCCAGUUCUUUUUUGCUUACUUUAUUUUUUUUUUAACCUGUAAAAUUUCUUUAUGGUUUUCCAGGAAAUUAAAUGUAACAGUUUCAGCUACAACAGUUUAUUACACUGUCAAUGUUAACAUCACUGCUGUAUUUUGUACUUUGAACACAACAUAAUAUGUAUAGUCAUUGGUAAAUCAACUCAGCACAGUGGAAGUUUUUUUAUUUUUAUUUAAACAAUGUAAAUGAAUAUGCAUUUAUACUGAUUUAUAAAAGUAAAUUUUUAAACACUAAAACAGUCAUUGCUAAAAUAUGUAUUCUUUCGUAAUUGAGCAGCAAGGCAAGAGAAUAUAAUUUGUUUUUUAGCAUUACUGAUUAGGUCUCUGUAUUCAACAGUAUGUUAAAUUACAAAUGCAAAAACAGGUUUGGGUGCAUUCUUUGCAAAUUUUUUUAAUGCUUUUCAUUUCUGUUUAAAUAUGUUUCUUGUAUUUUAGUCCUUCCAUUCCUAGAGAUGAGCCAUUUAGUUUGUGAUGGGAAAUAGUGGAAGCAAAGAAGAAAAAGUAGUACUUUAAUAUCACUAGUCUGAAGAGUUACACACUCUUGGUAGGUCAGUUUAAAGACUUGGUUUUAAAUAGGAUUAUAGAAGGAUAUAUUUAAGAUAUACAGAAAUUAUGAGGUGAUGUAUUCAUAAGAAUCUGCAGACUUGUCAGAAUGAGUAGGAAUUUAUUCAUAUUAAAAUGGUUGGAUUUAGAGAUGAUCUUUGUUUCUGAUUCAAAUGAGGGGAACUCUGAGAGGUACUCUCAGUUGUCCACUGGAUGUCACUAUUUUACUGAAAGGCAGCUUUAGUGUAAGACUGUGACUGAGCUCAUUUUAAAAGUUGAAAUGAGAGAGUUGAGUUCAUUUUUGGUCACAACUUAUAGGAACAUUUGUAUGAUUUUUUUUUAAGUGACAGAUGCUAAAGAGAAGAUAAUUGUUUGAAAUAUAUGAGAACUUUAGACUUUGUUUUAAAAGUGGGCAUUUUGUAACAUUCCUUCAGGAAGACUAGCAAUGUGUACCUUAUUUUGCAUGUUUGUGAGCACUGUGAGUCUUAAAAGAUUAUUCCAGUUUUCAGUGACUUUUCAGAAUAAAAGCCAAUCAGCGUUGUUAUUUAUCAUUUAGGUAUUGAACACUGGAUUGCAUGGUUGAAUGUGUCUUUAGUCCACUACAAAAUGUGCUUGUUAUUGCUAGGAGUGUUGUUAAAUUGUAUAUUUUCAAAUUAAUUAAUGUUUUUUGAAUGUUGAGACCAAAGUAGUGUAGGAGAAUUAUGGACUUACUUUAAUUUAAUUGUAAAAUUAUUAGAGGUAUUUGUUGUAGAGCUUUGUAUAUUAGAGAGAGGUAUUGGUGCAUAUAAAAACAGUAAUAUGCUCGUAUUCUUGCAUUACAGGGUAAGUAAACCCUAAAGAAGUCUUAUUUUAGUAUAGCUACAGCUGCAGUAGCUUUUAAGGGCGUGUCAACAUUUCAUUAUAAAUUAUAGCUUCUUGGUUCAGAAUCUCAGCUGUUUCAGAACUUGCAGCCAAGUCAAAUCUUUUUUGGUGUUGAAACUUAAUAAGUUGAGUAAGCUAUUUUUUUCUUCUAUAGUAAUCCACAAUCUGUUCUUUGUGUGGGUUGGCACUUAUUUAUAAUUCUUAAAGAUAGCUUAAAGGAGCCACAUACAGUAGUUCUGCUUGCUACUGUUGAGCAUGAAUAGCAGUAGUUUGUUUUCAUUAAAGCAGUUUUCACAGUGUAUCCCAGAGUUUUAAAUCCUGACUGUAGAAAAGAGUCAAUCAUUCAAUGGCAGAGAUAUACAGUAGUGGUUUGGUAUUGUGAGGAAAUGAAGGAAUUUUUCAUUAAUAAAUGUAUGAUUCAUGAAUAUAACUAGGCACAUUAGUAAAUAUGUAAUAGGUGUUUGAUUUGUAGAUUAUAAAUAUAAUUAUUACCUUUUCUCAAUUUCCUUUUUUUUUGGUAUUUCAAAAUGGGUUAACUACACGAUUCUAAACCUUAGCUUAUUAAAAUACCCUGCAGAACUUUAAAACAGAUUGAUACCUGAGUCCUGUCCCAUAGCAGCUAAAUCAUAGUCUCUGAGGAUGGGGCCAGGUGCUCAUUUUUUUUUACAAACUUUCCAGGUGGUUCUGAAGGACAUGUAGGGUUGAGAACCACUAAUUUUCCCCUUUACAAAGUGUUCUAAUUACACUGGACUACGUUUGGAAGUAUCAGAAUACAGUAAUUUACAGCUACUAUUAAGUAGCAAAUACAGUGAUUGGUUAUAUUAAUUUGUUUAGGAACAAAAGGUACAUGGCAUUCUUUGGGAAAUAAUUAUAGUCUACCUUUUUUAAAAAUUUGCUAGUAGUUUAAACACAAACCUUUAAUGUCUGUCAUUUUUCUAUUCCCUUCACCUUUUUAAAACUUAAAAAGGUAAAUGUUUAUCAUUUGAGAAAGCAUGUUUAAAAAUUGCAGAUGAGAAGUAAUGUCCUUUAUAAUUAUAUGCAGUCUUAACAUGGCCACUUUAUUAGCAAUAUACUAGAUUAUAGUGGCCUAGUUCUUUGGGGUUGGAUAAUUCAGAUGUUUUUAACAAAAUUACUGUCUUCAAAAUUUUUGAAAGUUGUUCAAGUACUUAACAUAGUUUGGUUCAAGUACUUUGUUUACAAUUUAAAUGGGUAUUAUAGUAUUUAAUAGAAGAAAUGGCUAUGGCUUAUCAGGAAAGAAUAUCAGCAUGGCUUGGUGUAGACUUAAAAGAAUACAUGUGAAUAUUUUAUGUGGAAUGGUCAUUAAAAUAUUAAGGACUGUAGUAAUUGUAUUUCCUGAAUAAAUGUAUGUUUAUGGA
Artibeus jamaicensis (Jamaican fruit-eating bat) is the source of this 3832-nucleotide messenger RNA. It is a transcript of the gene LIN7C, whose product is annotated as lin-7 homolog C, crumbs cell polarity complex component. Gene Ontology annotation, molecular function: L27 domain binding. Gene Ontology annotation, cellular component: MPP7-DLG1-LIN7 complex; basolateral plasma membrane; synapse. The record is from RefSeq and is a predicted model, not a curated record. The transcript is spliced from 5 exons. Gene Ontology annotation, biological process: neurotransmitter secretion; protein localization to basolateral plasma membrane; maintenance of epithelial cell apical/basal polarity. Lineage: Eukaryota; Metazoa; Chordata; Mammalia; Chiroptera; Phyllostomidae. The coding region runs from base 26 to 619 and encodes 197 amino acids.